ACAAGCAAGCAAGCGUCGUGCGUUCCACUCUGUUCCAUUGCAGGAACCACGAGCUUCUUCCAUCUGUCACUCUCUCUCCUCGCCGCGAACGCGGCGGAGAUCUCCCACUUAAUCUCUCUACAUACGCGGAAAACCUGUGCCGCACUGUCCGCACGUUGCUCUCACUAUGAUCUCGUCCAUCCUACGCCAUUUCAUGAGGCGAGGUCUGGGAGUUUUUGCGAGGAGGAGAGGAGGAGAGAGAGAGAUAAGUAUUGCGAUGGAGAGGAAUGGCGAAAUGGAGGACAAAUCCGGCGUCGGCGGUGGCGUUGAGGACGCUUACGGCGAGGAUAGCGCCACGGAGGAGCAGCUUAUCACCCCCUGGACUAUUUCCGUUGCUAGUGGGUAUACUUUAUUGAGAGAUCCAAACCACAACAAAGGGCUUGCCUUCUCUGAGAAAGAGAGAGAUGCCCAUUACUUGCGCGGCCUUCUACCACCACAGAUUUCAAGUCAGGAGCUUCAGGAGAGGAAAAUGAUGCACAAUAUCCGCCAAUAUGAAGUUCCACUGCAUAAAUACAUAGCAAUGGUUGAUCUUCAAGAGAGAAACGCGAGGCUUUUCUACAAGCUUCUCAUCGACAAUGUGGAAGAACUGCUCCCGGUUGUCUACACCCCAACUGUUGGUGAGGCUUGCCAGAAAUACGGGAGCAUUUUCAAGCGUCCUCAGGGGCUUUUCAUCAGUUUGAAAGACAAAGGGAGGAUUCUUGAAGUGCUGAAAAACUGGCCCGAGAAGAACAUUCAAGUUAUCGUUGUAACUGAUGGUGAGCGAAUUUUGGGACUCGGAGAUCUUGGGUGCCAGGGAAUGGGGAUCCCUGUUGGCAAACUCUCUCUCUAUACAGCACUUGGGGGAGUUCGUCCUUCAGCGUGUUUGCCUAUAACCAUUGAUGUUGGCACCAAUAAUGAGAAGCUGCUGAACGAUGAGUUCUACAUUGGGCUCCGGCAGAGGAGAGCAACUGGGCAGGAAUAUGCUGAGCUUUUGAACGAGUUCAUGAGUGCAGUUAAGCAGAACUACGGAGAGAAAGUCCUUGUACAGUUUGAAGAUUUUGCAAACCACAACGCAUUUGUGCUGCUGGAGAAAUACCGCAAAACUCAUCUUGUGUUUAAUGAUGAUAUUCAGGGUACGGCUUCUGUGGUGCUUGCAGGUCUCAUUGCAGCUCAGAAAUUACUUGAUGGAACCUUAGCUGACCAUACAUUUCUAUUCUUGGGUGCUGGAGAGGCUGGGACUGGUAUAGCAGAGCUUAUAGCCCUCCAGAUAUCGAAAGAGACAAACGCUCCAGUAGAAGAGGCGCGCAAAAAGAUUUGGCUAGUUGACUCAAAGGGCCUGGUAGUUAGUUCCCGUAUGAAGUCCCUUCAGCAUUUCAAGCAGCCUUGGGCUCAUAAGCAUGAGCCAGUUACCAGCCUGUUAGAUUCUGUGAUGGCAAUCAAGCCAACGGUAUUGAUAGGAACAUCAGGAGUUGGGAAAACAUUUACAAAAGAGGUUAUUGAGACCAUGGCUUCCCUCAAUGAGAAACCUCUCAUUCUUGCUCUCUCCAACCCAACCUCACAGUCCGAGUGCACAGCUGAAGAGGCUUAUACAUGGAGUGGGGGUCGAGCAGUCUUUGCCAGUGGAAGCCCAUUUGACCCCGUUGAAUGCACAGGGAAAGUUUUCGUGCCUGGCCAGGCAAACAAUGCAUACAUUUUCCCGGGAUUUGGUUUGGGCGUGAUCAUGUCUGGCACAAUUCGAGUGCAUGAUGACUUACUUCUAGCAGCCUCGGAAGCUCUGGCAUCUCAAGUUACUGACGAGAACUACGAAAAGGGACUAAUCUACCCACCAUUCUCUAAUAUCAGAAAGAUAUCAGCUCAGAUUGCUGCUAAAGUAGCAGCAAAGUCAUAUGAACUUGGUCUGGCUUCUCGUCUUCCUCGCCCCAAGGAUCUUGUCAAGCAUGCAGAGAGCUGUAUGUACAGCCCGAUCUAUCGCCACUACCUCUAAGAGUUGGGCAAAUUCAUACAACCUGCAGGCCUCUAAGUCUUUGUUGCAAGAUUAUUCACAGCCCCCUUCUUCCAAUUUUCGUUCCCCUAACCGCAUACUGGUUUUGGUGGAUUAGGAUCCUUGUAUUGCAUCCAGUUCUGAUAUAGCAUGUUGUAAUUUUUUACGGACUAACUUCUUCAGUUAAGGUUUUCUCACAUUACAAUGGAAAGUAAGAAAAAUAAAUAACCACAAGUUGCAUUGUUAAUCUUUCA
This is a messenger RNA of Diospyros lotus (date-plum), 2253 nucleotides long. Its product is annotated as NADP-dependent malic enzyme. NCBI's taxonomy places the organism in Eukaryota, Viridiplantae, Streptophyta, Magnoliopsida, Ericales, Ebenaceae. Gene Ontology annotation, biological process: malate metabolic process; pyruvate metabolic process. The coding region runs from base 167 to 2002 and encodes 611 amino acids. Gene Ontology annotation, cellular component: chloroplast. Gene Ontology annotation, molecular function: NAD binding; malate dehydrogenase (decarboxylating) (NADP+) activity; malate dehydrogenase (decarboxylating) (NAD+) activity. The record is from RefSeq and is a predicted model, not a curated record. The transcript is spliced from 19 exons.